CCGGGCUGCAUGUCAUUAUUCUGUUAAUUGGUCCACUGCUUGAUGACACGGUGAAUUGACAGAAAUUUGCUGGGAGAUUGGGCUCGCGGCCAGCUAUAGUGUAUCAAGUAAUACUUCGUACAGGAAUAGAGACAAGGAGUUAGUCUGACCGCCUCAUUCUGUACUCCUGAAUACAGCUUUACUGAGAGAUUUAUACAACUGGUAACUAUUCAAAGAGUCGUUAUUGCGGGCUUUGAUCCGAGAAGCUGAUAUCUCUAUACGUUUGUACAUUUCUGCCUUUAUUAAAGUGAAGCCAUAUACUUCAUAUCUUCCCGAUUCAAGGCCAACCACUGUUUCUCACUGGAAAAGAUGUGUAGCUCCUGAGCACGAUUCUGAUCAAUAGAGAUAGUACAAGACGUGGUCUAAGUCGUAGGAAGUGUGAAGAUUUCCUUGCUAGAAUCAAAGUGAAUUAGGAACAGAGUGCUGACCUACUGUAGCUCAUCCAAGGCGAAGGACUGCUUGACCUCUUAGCAAUUAUCCACUGGCUCUGAUCUUCGUACUUAUUUAUAAACCAAGUAAGAAAAAUGUUGGAUGGCCAGGGACCUUCAAGAAGUAACCAGGAAUCGAGCGAGGAACAAGCUAGCAGCAGUACAAGCUCGAGAGCAGCUGCAGCUAAGAAGGAAUCGAAAUCAAGUGCCUCACGAGCACCCAAGACACGUUCAACUGCUGCUAAAAGGUAUCAGAGGGAGACCAACGUCUGAAAUGUAGCUUCAGCCAAGCUCUGUUUCAUUCACAAUCAUUCGAAGAUAAUUUUGUUGACUAUCCGUGUUUAUACCGUACACAAGCAGAGCUUAUUCUCAACACUUUAUCACACAAGCCCUCCCAGUCAGUGAGAAUGACGCCCUCGUAUGGUUCAUUUGCAUCUUAACUUUAAGCUCUUCGCACGGUGAUGUCGUCCACAGAACGCUUUUCUAAAUACGACAGCUGUUUAGAGCUUUCAUUUCUCUUUCAUUUGAAUGUAUUUUGACUAGCGUACGUCUAGGGAAACGCGAGAAAAGCGAGAGUGUAGUUAAGCCUUGCAAAUGUCGCCAUUGUCUUUGAACAAGACAGGGCAUAUUAUGACACGUUUAUUGAAUUUAAACAGUUUACUUGGCGUUUAUUAGCGGUCAUGUAUUCAAUGUACUUUUAUCAAUCUGUAUAUGCAUCUCUCGCUCUAGAAUUCAACGGGAAUUGGCUGAUAUCACAUUAGACCCUCCUCCGAACUGCAGGUACGAACGUUUGAUACACGAAUAUUUUUGACUAAACACUGAGUAAAAGAAAAGUAAAGUACUUGAAAUUAUUUCAUGUUAAUACCCGGAACAAUGACAGUGCAGACGUCCGCUUAUUGAGAGCUGAUAAUUUAUCAAACGAACCCAACGUUACAUAAGAAGGCUGAGCAAAAGUCGAUAAGGAUAGCUAGGAAUUCUGUGAUGAAUUAUUACUUAAUUUAGGAGUACAUAACUCCAUAUAUUGAGUGAUAUUUGAAAAUAAUGGCACGUGGGUAUCUGAUUAUUUGCGUGUCCUUUGUUUAGCAAUAUUAGAACUAUUUUACUUUUGAUAAAACUAAGUCUGUAACACUAGACUAGUCGCUACAUAUCUUGAAACUGAACGAAAGUAAUCCCAAAUUGAACCGAAAGAUUAUUCUUAGGGCAUUAUUUUACUUCCACAUUCACGGCUAUAGAAUUAUAUAUAAUAGCAACAUUAUAGAGUAUUUUUAGAUUUACAAUAUAGAUUACGGACAAAGCCGCAUGAAAUGUCGAUCAUGUUUGAACAUGAAUAGCGGCGAAUACCAAGGUUUUAAUCAAAACCCUCUAUAGUUGAGUGUUGAAUUUCUGUGAAAUGAAUGAUUGAGACGCAACACGCGAGAAAUGUAGCAAUUGUGUGUUAGAAUAAACUUUGCACUUGGUUAACAUGUUGGGGGCGCGUUGCAGUUGCAGUUGCUCGCCCGGCAAUUUUAGUAUGUCAGAGGUCGGAAUAUUUUUGUUGGAUGCUCGCUAGCCUGAAUUUUGAAAGGUUAAUAGCCCUACUGAGUAGCCAACCGUAUCAAUAGAUAGUCGGGGGCAAAUUUUGAGGUUUUGUACAGUAUGUUUAACUCACUAAUAAGACUCUAACACAUUUAUAAGGUAAAGUUUAGGCUGGCAAGAUUCUAACAUAAAAGCGAAGGCAGUAUAUGAGUUAUUUGUGCUGAGAUUAAAUCAUUUGAAGGAUAAUAUUCACUGUUCAUAAAUUUGAAUCAUCUUUGCAUGUAACAUAAGCUGCUUGAUUGAGGCAAAGUGGCUAAAGAUAAUAUCGAAAAUGAAAACAAACACAUCUAUCUUUUUGGUUUUUGAAAAUAUCUGAGUAAUGAGUUUUCGUGUCGUAUGUAUUUUAGGGGAAUUUUAAAAUUAAAUGUAAAUCCUUUGUGAUAGAUCUCUUGGCCUUGGCUCAGUUGCGUUGGGUAAUUCUCCGCGUAGAAAUACACAUCAUUUGUGGUAGUCUAUACUCAUGCAUACUCUAUACUAUAGUCUAAACUUCAAACUGUGGGUUUUCAGUGUAGGUAUGGCAGUCUUCAAAUAGUCGUUCAAAUACACGUCCUUUGUGGCAGAUUCCAGCCUGUCUAACUUGAUUCUCAGCGUGUAUAGGUAUAGUGUGAUCUUGAAAUCCACGUUCUUUGACUUUGUGGCAGAUUUCAGCCAGCCUAACAUGAUUCUCAGCGUAUUGGUAGUGUGAUCUUGAAAUACACGUCCUUUGUGAUAGAUUCUCACUAGCCUAUCAAAAGCCCAUAUAAACUGAACUGUUGGUUCUCAGUGCAGAUGUAACCUCUUCAAAUAUACAAGUAUUUUCUGGUACAUUAUCGUUACAGUCGAGUAAAGUAUAGUCUGAGUACAGCUUGUCUCAAAACAAGUGUAGGUUUUAGGAGUUUUAUAGCUACAAUCACAAACGAAAGACGUUCUUUGAUCUCUGUGUUGCAAAGCUGGUAAGAGUUUAACCAAAGCCAAAGGACUUGCUUUUCACGCAGUCAAGAAUCAAGAUCACUAUAGUAUAGUCUAUACUAUAGUCAUCCAGUCGGUGAGAAUGAACCGCUUCAAAGUUUAGACUGAAUUCUAAAAAAUGUACAUUUCAGCCAAUCGUCGAAUGCAAUCGUCGAAUGUCCAUUCGGCGCAGCCAUUAUUAACUGAAACUCCACGCUCACAGUAAGUUAGCUGCUCCACAUGUUUUAGGAGAUGUAUAUGCGGCGUAAAACUAAUGAGUAAUGUAUUCCGGAAAAGUAUGCAUUUUAACAACACAUAUUAUUGUAUGUGAGUUGUAUGCUUGAUUUACACAGUACAACUCAGUUGUAAGAAAGUUGCAUGCGACAGUUUUAGAAAAACUUGUCCAUUAUAAAUCGGGCUUUAACGUAUUUCUUUGUUUCAUUUCUUAUAGCGCUGCACCAAAAGGCGACAAUAUUUAUGAAUGGGUUUCGACGAUAAUGGGUCCACCAGGCUCAGUUUACGAACGAGGAGUUUUCUUUCUCGACAUACAUUUCCCUCCAGACUAUCCGUAUAAACCACCGAAGGUAGGAAACUUUGAAAUAUAUUACUGUAUUUUAAUUAGCCAUGCAUGACGAGUCUCACAAGUGCCACAGAAGUGCUUUUGACAAGAACCGGAAUGGUACAUAUGACAAUUAUAUAGUAUAGGUCAUAUACGAAGGUUAGAAAAAUAUAAAGUAGUGAUGUUUGUGGUGUUUGGUGUGUUUGAUGCGCCGGGCAAGCUGAAAAGUUUGCCUGACCGGCUGACAGUAUAGGAAUUAAAUCCGCGACCUUUUGAGUUUUUGGAAUACUGACUAGUCCACACGCAAACUUUUCAGCUUGCCCGGUGUGGAUGCACACUCAGAGUAACAUCACAAACAUCAUAUUCACCUGAGUACAUAACAUCAACAUAAACACACAAAAGAUAUAAAGUUAUUGAGUAACUUAUCUGGUUUUUUGUUACCGGUACAGACGGUAAGGUUUACGGUAAGGACUUUCCUUGACAAGCUUUAUUUCCUCAUGUAAGACAAAAAUUGAGUCUUGUUCCAAAACUCUCUGAAAGUUGUACUCUGAUGGCGCUGAUUUUCUGUUAUACAAGCUGCCAACUGGCAUUUUCUUAUAGCUUCCGAAUAUUGGUGAACAAGACCAAGACUAAACAUGUUUGGCACCUCGGAUCUCGCCUCUGAUUUUGGCUUUAGCUACAUCCGAAAAUUUUAGAAUUUUAAAAUUGUAGAAUUUUUUGUAUCUUUGCCCAAUAAAGUCCAGAAAGUUCGCAAAAAAGUAUAUAUAAGUCACUUAAGCAAGUAUAGUGCGAAUUUUCAACCCAGUUUUGAGUUAAAGAAUAAUAAAGGAACUUAAAGUUGGCAAAAUAGUACUAUUGUAGUUGCCAGCAUGUCUUAUAUAUACUUUUUUGUGAACUUUCUAAUAGUAUAGUUUGUGUUUGUUAAGAAAUGGGAUGAAAAAUGUCGGAAAAUAGAAUAAAGCGUGGAACAUUCCCUGCGACAGCUUUUUGGAUAGCAUUGGCCAUUGGCAUCGCUCUAUGUCUAUGAUUAUGCCAGAAAGUGCGUUGCAAGUUGCGGCAUUGCCUAGCCCUUUUUCUACAAGGCGAAUUAGUGGAAAACCUGCGUGCGUGUUUGUAUCAAUUUACUAAGAAACAGGAUCGUGUAUAACUGUAAGGUCAAGGAGGAGUAAAUCCCACUUUUGCAAGGGAUUAAUUUAUAGCUAUAUAUCACACGGAAUACUGCACAGCCGGUUGAAGACGAUCAGGUUUUCUACAAGUUUUAUUCGCGACGCUAAUGGCGCGCACUGCAAAAAAUCCUUGACUGAGUACUGUAUUUUGACUCGAGUCGAGUAAUAAAAGUAAUACACUUUGUUUUUGAAAUGUUGAGUAAAGUGACUUAAAUCUAUGACUAUAUGUCUAUGAGCAUGCAAAUUUAUACUCAAUUUUUUUUAGUCAAUUGAGAAUUGAGUGAGUUUAAAUUUUCUUCUUCAGAUCUGCAUGUAUUGGUCAGCAAAGAAGAUUUUACAAAGUCAAAGUAAUAAUUAUGCGAUUGACAGUGAUCUAUUGAGUGUUACUUUAUUGUCUAUUGUUGUAAAAGUAUCGAAGCCGGCAGAAAACCAAAAAUUAACUUGCACAUCAAUUUAUCGUAAUAUUGAUCGAAGCGUCGAGAAUUAUUCUUAUCUUUGAAAUUGACAGAACCAUUACCCAUAUGAAUGUUCACUAUGCUAUUGAGUAUUGUCCUCGCUGUAAUGCAUAUAAAAAUCUCACUAUGACUAUAUGUGCUCGUAUAACAAACUUACUAUAACCCCUUUCUAGCAUUGCCAUUGCAGAUAUAGCUACAACUAGGAAUACUGAAUUAUAAGAGACAGUACCUAUUGAUAUAUUGUUCGUUGAAAUCAUCCAACUGAUUGAAGCAGAAUUACCCCAAAUCGUUAUCAUGAGCUUGAUCAUUAUAUAGCCUAAGGAAAAAUGAAUUUGCCGAUACCAUCUCAUUCUUUUCAUAAAGAUUAAGCAAUGAAUAUCAUGAUUAAUAGAACUGAAGUUAGAACUAUUAUAAUUUAUGUAUAUUAUUUCAACAAUUUCUUAUUAUGUGGACAUUGUAUCCUUUCGUAGCACUUAUCACUAAUCUUAAGUCUUAACCGAGUCGAGAUUAGAAAAUUUGCGUGUUUUUGCAGCUAGCAAAACUUUGUUCGCAAAAGGAAAAUGCUCGGUUUAUAUCAUUGUUGAUUGAUAUUGGCCUCUUAUCGAAUCUCACUCGACACCACUUUUGAUCUCGUUUAAUUUGCUGAAGAAAUAUUUAUUUCAUAAAAACAACUAAGUUUCAUAUAUUAUUCUCAUAUUCCGAGUAAAGAAAACUUUUCUUUUCCAUAAAGAGUUUACACUAUCAUAAAACGGGGUCUAGUUUUAAAUGGAUGUUAUAAUAUAUUUAUAUAUACUAAGUCGAGGGAAAAUAAUGUAUUAAAGUGUUUAGACAAAUUAUCACAGUUGCUCAGUCUCCUACUGCGGCUUGUCGACGUCCUGUGGUCACAGGUGAAACUCGUGCUGUGUCGUAAGAAUUAAUAUGUCAUCUCCUUUACUACACGACUGUGAAUGAAAACUUUAUUUUAAGAUGAAAAUGUUCUAGAGUGUGUAUUAUAUAAUUUCCAUACCCUGCAGCGCAAGCAGAAAGAUGUUGGCUGCCGCGGCUGCGGGUCUUGAACCCGCGACCUUCGAAUUACUAGAUCGACGCUCUACCAACUGAGCUACACGGUCAGACGGAUUUAAGACUUAACAUAUUACGGUGUGUACAAUAACACAACUUAAGAAAACUUUAUUAUCAAAACCUAAAAUACAGGGUGUAUAAAAAAAAACUGAACAGAUUUGAAAUUGCUCUCAAUUUCGCAAAACAGCUAUUAGUAUCUACUUUUGAUAUAUAUAGUUUCUUUGGGUACUUAUCAUAUAGAAUAAUGAAAAAAAUUUCUCAGACUCAAAUUUUGUAAACCAGGGGGGGGGUCCAACAAAUUAAAAAUGGCUUGCACACGAAAUUUAAAAGCUUUAAUCGUAUGAAAUUUGCUGUGUUGGUGUAAUGUACUCAGGUGAAUAAGAUGCGUGUGUGAUGGUACUCUGAGUGUAUAUCCACUGUCAAAAUAAUCCACACCGGGCAGGCUUGAAAAAUAUGCCUGGCCACGGUGGGAUUCGAACAUACGACCUUUUAAUCGUAUUUUGAGUUAAUGGAUGGAAACUUUGUUGGGUUUUUAAUUACUGUACAAAAUUUCAAACAAUUUGCUUUAGUUUAAGCCCUUCAACUAUUAAUUUUUUCCGAAAAAAUCUGCCUUUUGCAUGCUUAAUUAGUGUCUUUACCUAAUUUGCAUGUUGCUGACAUAAGCAAAUUAAGCAAACGCAUAAUUAAAUUAAGCAUGCAAAAGGCUGAUUUUUUAGGAAAAAAUGUAAGUUUGCGUGAAUAGUUAAAGUGCUUAAACUAAAGCAAAUUGUCUGCAAUUUUGUACAGUAAUUAAAAACUCAACAAAGUUUCCAUCCAAUAACUCAAAAUAUGAUUAAAGCUUUUAAAUUUCGUGCGCAAGCCAUUCAUAGUUUGUUUGAAAAGACACACACCCCUGGUUCACAAAAUUUGAGUUUGAGAAAUUUGUUUCAUUAUCCUGCAUAAAAAGUACCCAAAGAAACUAUAUAUAUCAAAAACACUGGAUACUAAUAGCUGUUUUGCGAAAUUGCGAGCAAUUUCAAAUCUGUUCAGUUUUUUUUAUACACCCUGUAUAUAGCUGCGCAAAACUUCGGAAAUUUUCCCAUCCUGUUUAGGGCUGAUUAUAUGGACGCGGUUUUCAGGUCGGCCCGACUAAAGCCCCGUAGUUGUCCUUGAGUUAUAUUCGACCAGGACUUGGAUAAAUAACUAACGGCCCUGUUUGGUAGGUUGGUUAUUUAUCCAUCAUGCAACAUACUCCGGUUGGAUGGAUAAAUACGUCCUGAUGGUCAAAUAUAUACCGGGUGUCCCAAAAAAAACUGGACCGACUGUUUGAUUUCAUGCAACGUGAAAGCUAUUAAAGCUAUCACAAUGAACUGAUAAAGAUCAUUGCAUUCAGAAAGGACUAACUUAGAUUUCAAUAUAUAAGGCUAUAGCACUUGAAUUUACAUACAAUAUUGAUUGCGCUAUUGAUGUUUGAACGUUGAACUACUGUUUUUGAAAAUGUCAUCAAAAAUUAGCAUAAAACAACCUUAUAAUUAGCCCAGCAGUUUUUACCGAGUUUUCACCAAUUCCUGAAGCACAUUUCAAAUUCAAACAGUUGUAUCUCGCUCAAUAUUGCAUGUAAAUUCAAGUGUUAUAUAUCAAAAUCUAAGUUAGCCCCUUCUGAAUGCAAUCAUCCUUAUUUCAUUGCGAUGGCUUUGGUAGCUUUUACGUUACACGAAAUCAAACAGUGUCCACUUUUUUUUUGUAUAACCAGAUUCCUGAUUUUACAUUAAUAAGACUAUGGCCUAUGCAUGGUAGCAGGUCCAGCUAGGGCUCUAACCAUAUGAGCUACACUGCUACAGAGUUCAGUUGUCGAGCUGUAGCCAUAAACCAUAGCGUCGCAGCUGUUCCUGGUUAUAGGUGUUAAUAAAUGUAUAAAACCACGAGUGUUUCUGUCUGUUUCAGAGUGCGUGUAUUCGUGAAAAAGUAUCAGUUCGGUUAACCGGACAGAAAUUCAACCCAGGCUGAAAACUCUCCAUGUAAUCAGCCCCUAUAAGACACGGGAAAAGAAACGUUUGUUUGCCAUGCACAUGCAUUUUUUAGCCAUUAAGCCAGUAUUUAUACUGCUAUAAACCUUCUUGGCCCAAGUAUAAUGGAAAGACUAGAGUCUAGAGCGAAUAGCGUCUUCGAAGCAACAUUGAUGUAGACAUUGUCUUUAUUUUAGGUAACAUUCCGCACAAGAAUAUACCACUGUAACAUCAACAGUCAAGUAAGUUUGGCAGUUAGUUAGGUUUGGGUUUAGAUUGACAUUGCAUGGAUUUGUACUUGGUUUUAAGGGGUUGGGGUAAAAUUGGCCUCACCUCCCUAAUUUUCGCUGCCCGCGCCUCAACCCAACCCCGUACGCAGGUACGCAGGCUAUGACUUGCUCCACUGGCUUCCUUCUGAUAUAGGGUUUAUCCAAUCUGCACUGAUGAGAUCAGUUUCAUUUUCAACAGGUCCACUUGAAACCAUAGGGCCAUAGGAGGCCCAAUAGAUAGUUGUAAUGCAUGGUCGCGAAAAAGACUAAAUUGGUUUAAAAUUGAAUAAAAAUUCAUUGUGGUACCGUGAAAAUAUUCUGGCAACUGUUUUUGUAACCAUGGCCAUGGGUGUUUAUUCAAACCAUGCAUGCGAGCUCUAUCUUGCGUAACAUAUGCAGACUUGCAGUGUUUUCAUGAUGUUUUGACACAAAAUUUUGGUAGUGUGAAGUGAGGAUGUAUGUGGAUAUAGGCAAAAGAGUUUCCUACCUUCUCAGUAACGAAGACUAUACGUCACUUCACCACUGCAAGUCGGCGCAAGAUUAAGCCUCGCAUGAUUUAAAUAAACAGCUAUUAUGGCUACAAAAACAGUUGCUGGAAUAUUUUCACGGUAACACAAUAACUUUUUAUUGAAUGUUAAACCAUUUUAGUCUUUCUUGUUCUCAUUACAACUCGCUUAUUACUUAUUGCCUAUUGGGCCUCCUGUGCUGAUACGAACAUGACAGAUUGGACAGACGCUAUCAAAAAUAAUCGUGAAGCAAAUUCGAGCGGGAUUUUGAGAUUUUAAUUGUCUCUGGGGUUUUUGCCACUGAGCCCUAGGCCUAUAGCGCAUUCCUCUUGACAAGUAAAAUCGUUUGGUGUUAGACAGAGUUAAAUAAUAAAGCAUGUAUGAGGGCCCAUCUUGGACGCAUCAUCAACAUUGCUGAAUUAUUUGGUUUUAACUGCUAGUUUUUCAAAUCUUUGAAUAAAAUUAUAAUGUAGAUCUAUCUAAAUUGGAAAUCUGUGCUUUAUAAAAUAUGUGCUACUGUAAAUGAGUAGCAUCAAUAUCAUUGUUGAAUGGAAAAUUGAGCCAGCAAUGUUGGGUCCGAAUCGUCCGAUUGAAUAAGCUUUGGCCGAGAAGAAGGCACUUGUAAAGUAACCUUUUCACCCUUUAUUAUCUCAGGGUCAAAUAUGUUUGGAUAUUUUCAAAGACAGUUGGAGUCCAGCGCUGACAAUUUCUAAGGUUUUACUCUCGAUAUGUUCCUUAUUGACGGACUGUAAUCCAGGUACGUAUUUGAUGGAUUUUACUGAGCAGUGGACGAUGGUCAACCUCCUCCCCCACACCUUGGCAUUUUGGACAGUACUGCCUAGGGGCAUUUUACCUCCCCAGUCCAAAAUUGGCCCCCAAAGCGACGAAUUGAAG
This is a messenger RNA of Paramuricea clavata, 9862 nucleotides long. The record is from the annotation of a GenBank genome assembly. Lineage: Eukaryota; Metazoa; Cnidaria; Anthozoa; Malacalcyonacea; Plexauridae.